GCGUGAAAAAGAUAAUUAAACCGUUAUCAAUAAGACCAAUUAACUUUGACUAAACCUCUCUGGUCACGCUCCUCGUCCCAUGUCGACAUAUAAUAACUCUCUCGCUAUUCUCUCAGUAUAAGACAGUUCACACUUCGACACUUUGUCGAAAGGUAGAAAAACCCCACUCCAUUAUUAGACACAGAGAAGGCAGAGAGACAAAAAGAAUGGGAAAAAGUUUUAAGCUUCGGUUCUCUAAAGUCAUUGCCUCCUUCCAUUCCUGCCGUUCCAAAGACUCUUCUACUCUUCCUGAAAAUCCUGUUCCUUCUAAUUUCUUCUCAAAAUCAUCACAUACUAAGGCCAUGACUACAAAACUCAUCACCCUCGAUUUCCCUGUCGUAAAUAACUCACCUCCUUCUUCCUUCAAACGCCACGUGUCAGAAACCAUGGUUUCUGUUGGCUGUGGGUUUAAGUCUCGCUCACAAGAAUUCAAGUGGGAGAAAGAAGACAAGUUUCACGUGGUUUCCUCCUUUGAAGAUUCUGAAGGGGAGAAUUGGGCCUUACGACCACCUUCUACUCCUCCAAGAUUAGCCGUUGAGAAGAAGAAACGCCGAGUUAAAAAGACGAACAAGACAAAAGCCAGACUCCGAAUGAGCACUUCCUCAGCUGAUGACAGUGGGAUUUUAAGCACUACUGAAACUUGGGAUAACUAUAACGAAGAAGAAGAUGAAACUGAAACCUUGGUUUCAUCUUCGAGAAGCUUCGAUUUCUCAACUGAUGACUCGUCUACAGAUUUCAACCCUCAGUUGGAAACCAUAUGUGAGACCGCUACUAUACGGCGUCGUAAAAAGAGGAACAGAAAAACCAAGAGGAGAGUGAAGCACUCAAGACGAAGCUUCUCGUCUUCAAAGGGUAGAAGGUCGUCAGUUUCUACAUCAUCGGACAACGAGUUGCCAGCGAGGUUGUCGGUGUUCCAAAAGCUGAUAUCGUGUAGCGUGGAUGGGAAAGUGAAGGAGAGCUUUGCGAUAGUGAAGAAAUCACAAGACCCGUACGAGGAUUUCAAGAGGUCAAUGAUGGAAAUGAUUUUGGAGAAGCAAAUGUUUGAGAAGAAUGAGUUGGAGCAGCUUUUACAGUGUUUUUUAUCACUGAAUGGAAAGCAUUAUCAUGGGUUGAUUGUUGAGGCUUUCUCCGAGAUCUGGGAGACCUUGUUUUUAGGUAAUGGUAAUGGUAAUGGUAAUGAUAGAGCUAGAAAUAUGUCAACUCAUCCCCCUCCACGUACUGUAUGCAGAACCAUUUGAAUCCACUUUCUAGUUUAAAUGUUUUCCUCUAUCUUCAUCUGUCAAGAUUUAGGGGUUUAAUUAUAUUGGUUAGAGUUUAAUUUCUAUGCAUUGCCCAUGUAAAAAUUAUUGAAAUGUCAAUUUCUUAAAUUGCAGUA
Molecule: messenger RNA, 1414 nt
Organism: Nicotiana attenuata
Lineage: Eukaryota; Viridiplantae; Streptophyta; Magnoliopsida; Solanales; Solanaceae
Product: transcription repressor OFP7-like
Exons: 2
Coding region: 207-1277 (356 amino acids)
Biological process (GO): negative regulation of DNA-templated transcription
Source: RefSeq, a predicted model, not a curated record